AUGUAUCCAGCUAAAGCGCACGCCAGAAAGGUGACGGAGCAUUUCUUCUCCAAGCAAUCCAAGACGAAGGCCGCUUAUUUCAUUGCCGGCUCGAAGCUUAAAUUGUACCCUUAUUGCGACAUGCCUGGCCCAUUGAGACAGAACAGGUACUUCUACUACUUAUCGGGAGUGAACCAAAUCAGUGGAUGUUACAUCCUGUACCAGACCCACAUUGACAAGUUGACGCUGUUCUUGCCCGACGUGGACGAGGACGACAUCAUGUGGAGCGGUCUGCCUCUGUUCCCCGAGGAGGCUGUUCAGAAGUACGACGUGGACGAGGUGCUGUAUGCCAGUGUCGUGGACACUGUGUUGAAGGAAUUGGCCGAGUCGGGCACCAAGAUCUUCACCACCGACACGGACGAGUACGCUAAGUCGUCAUUUGCCAAGUACGUGAUUCCAGGCGACAAGCAUUUCUUCUACGCUCUGGACGAGGCCCGGCUGAUCAAAGACUCGUUUGAGAUCGAGCUUUUGCGCAAGGCUGCCAAAAUCACCGACAACUCGCAUUUGGCAGUGAUGUCUGCACUUCCAAUAGAGAAGAACGAGGGCCACAUCCACGCAGAGUUCCUGUAUCACUCGAUCCGUCAAGGAUCCAAGUUCUCUGCUUACGACCCAAUCUGCUGCUCGGGACCAAACUGCGGCACGUUGCACUACAUCAAGAACGACCAGGACAUGGCCGGUAAGGAAAGUGUGCUGAUCGACGCCGGUGCCGAGUGGGAGUGCUACGCUGCCGACGUGACCAGAUGUUUCCCGAUUAACGGUAAGUGGACCAAGGAGCACCUCGAGAUCUACAACGCGGUUCUGGACAUGCAGACCCAGUGCAUGGCCCAGAUCCGGCCCGGUGCGCAGUGGGAGGAUGUCCACUUCCUGGCGCACAAGGUGCUGAUCAAGAACUUCUUGGAUCUGGGCAUCUUUGUCGGCAACGAGGACGAGAUCUUCAAGUCUGGAGUGUCCACCUGUUUCUUCCCGCACGGACUGGGCCAUUUGCUUGGCCUGGACACCCACGACGUUGGUGGAAGAGCAAACUACGAGGAUCCAAACAAGAUGCUGGCAUACUUGCGAGUGCGCAGACCUUUGCAGGCAGGCAUGGUGGUGACGAACGAGCCGGGCAUUUACUUCUCGCCGUUCCUGAUGGCUCCUGCUCUGAAGGACCCGAAGCUCAACAAGUUCAUCCAGCAGGAGAUCGUGGACAAGUAUAUGUACAUUGGCGGAGUGCGUAUUGAGGACGACAUUCUGGUAACCGAGACGGGCCACGAGAACCUGACGGGCAUCACCAGCGACCCGGACGAGAUCAGCAAGAUCGUGCUUGCUGGAAUCAGCAAGGGAAAAGAAGGGUUCCACGUGAUUGUGUGA
Messenger RNA from Ogataea philodendri, 1389 nucleotides. RefSeq lists its product as uncharacterized. NCBI's taxonomy places the organism in Eukaryota, Fungi, Ascomycota, Pichiomycetes, Pichiales, Pichiaceae. The record is from RefSeq and is a predicted model, not a curated record. The transcript has a single exon. Gene Ontology annotation, molecular function: manganese ion binding; metalloaminopeptidase activity. The coding region runs from base 1 to 1389 and encodes 462 amino acids.